This is a messenger RNA of Gavialis gangeticus (Gharial), 3109 nucleotides long. It is a transcript of the gene PROSER2, whose product is annotated as proline and serine rich 2. NCBI's taxonomy places the organism in Eukaryota, Metazoa, Chordata, Crocodylia, Gavialidae. The coding region runs from base 211 to 1602 and encodes 463 amino acids. The transcript has 4 exons. The record is from RefSeq and is a predicted model, not a curated record.
ACACCCUCCAUAAAAGGGGUCUAGACUUUAAUGUUUGUAUCUUGUUCUUCCCUGAAACAGGCGCAGGCAAUCAAAUCUCUGCUGUAGCCUCUUGGUGAAAGCCUCCACUUUUAUCCUCCGACGUGACUGGCCACAGCCCUAAGUAAGCCCUGACAGUGUUCUGUGCUGCGUGACAAGGCUAUAUCUGGAACAAGCAGUCUCUAGGGUGGGAUGCCUAGAAACUUAAUGUCGGAUUUUUCUGAAAUGGCAUCAGAAAUCUCACCAAAUUGCACCUUGGGGAACUUGGAAAGAAGUGGGAGCAUGGAGAGUCGCAGAAGCCAGUCUAGGUGCAAGAACUUUACUUUGGAUGACGAGAGCCUGAAAUAUUUAACUCAUGAGGAAAAGGAUGUCCUCAUGUUUUUUGAGGAAACCAUUGAUUCCUUGGAAGAUGACUUUGAGGACCAGGUCCUACAUGACAGUGGCAUCCACUGUCACUCCCCAAGGUCAACAGAAGAAAAUGCAUCCAGCCAUUCGGAGACGGAAGAUAUUAUUGACUUAGUGCAAUCGACCCCUGAGAGCAGUGAUCAUGAAGACUCUUCUAACAAAGAUGCCCCAUCAGUGUUGGGGGCUGCUGGGAGAGCCAAUAGCCCUAAGCCAGAGGACAACAAGCAGCCUGAGAGGACACCACCUCCUGAUGAUGCCCCAGUCCUUCCUUUGGCACCUCCAUUGAACCCGGAGAGGCUUCCUCCUCCUCCUGUUGUGCAGCAUCCUAAGCUGCUUCGCUCGGUCCCCACUCCACUCAUCCUGGCUCAGAAAAUAUCUGAGAAGCAGAUGGAGAACAGGGCACGCGCCCCUGGUUCUCCCAAGGAGGUGACGCCCGUGGAGAAGAAGAAAGUUCCAAUGCAGAAUGGAGAUUAUUUCCCAGCCAUUAAGCAUCCUCUGCAACCUGCACCUAAACCCCACAGGUUUCCAAGCAACAUCAACAUAACCAACAUAAGCAGCAAAGAAUUUAGCCAAACCAUCUCUAAGGCAGCAGUCAACGUGCAGGAGCGCAGAGCACAGGUACUGGCCAACAUCAAUGGAGGAGCCUUUUGGGCUGCUGAAAUAGAGGAGAGGCUGCAAAAGAACGAUCUCUUAGGUCGCAACAGAAGCUCCUCCUUAAAAGAUCUGACUUCUGAACAAACACGAUACGAGGCCCUGAUGAAACUAGGCCUGGCAAAGGAAAGGCCAAGUCAUAUCCAGGCAGAUCGUGCUCCAAGCACUCAGAAACGUAGUGACAUGCAAUCCAAACAGGCAGGGACUGUUCUGAAUGGAUAUCAAAAUAUCCAUGAGAUCUUAACAAGUGAACCGAGCCCUUUCCUUCCUGUAGGCAAAACAGUGACGAUCAAACCACCCGCCACCAUUGUCAGUACCAAGAGCACUCAGCAAAACGUUGCCAGGAGUUUUAACGAAGACAGGCAGGCUGACUUGACCCUAGACAUCAGGAGGAGGUCAGGCUCACUGCCUAGACCCUCAGGAUUUCGGUCCCAAGGAAUAACAGUACAGUUUUCUGGCCGUGGCUCAACAGAAGAAGCCAGGAAAGAGGCUCUUCGAAAACUAGGACUGCUGAAGGAGACUCUGUAAUUUAUGGAAGGAGCUGUCCUGACAGCUGAGGCAGAGAAAGUGACUGGCUUGGCUUGUGCUCGAAUAAUCCAGCAAAAUUGCAUUUUCUAGACAGAAGAGAGUGAAGAGCAGUUCUGUGCUCCUGCAAGCCAAGGAGGUACUGAAUGCUGUGCAACCACAGGUCUGUCGGCCGUAUCCGAAGUGGCACUGCUCAGUCAGCAGUGGGGUUUGAAUGCUGCAUCCUAUUCAGUUACUCAUCUGUUCUUCAGUGUGAUUUGAAGGCACUGCUUAAAACAGUACUGGACUACACCAGAGGGCAUUGCAUUAAUGAAGCGUACUGUGCAGUAUUUUGGGUUUUUUUAUUUGUACAUAACUAGCAAAUCCAAUGGAGGAACUUCCUCAUGCUCUACCUUUCUGAAGCCAAAAAAACCUACAGAUCUCCAUCUAGACAUUCAGAGGUCACAUACAUUUAAAGCUGAAGUCUUUGACCUAUGUUACAAGCUUUUAUCACUGCCCCUCACCUUCCUCACCCCUCACUUAUCUUUAUUACCCAGCUCCAGGAAGGACUGGAACUACUUUCUGUCCCAAGUUGCUUAAAAAGGGUGAAGAGAGAGUGGUUUCCCCUUUGGCCCUCAUGGAGGCCCAAGAUGAGAGUAAGUGACUGCAUUGUUCUGCCACUAAAUUUGAAUGUUGCCCCUCUUCCUCACUAAUUGCUUCUCGGGUGGCUACUGAUCUACUCGUCUGGUCUUCUGAGCCCCUAGAAGACCGUGUGUGUCAGUAUUGCACUGACAGCCAAAGCAUCUACUGACAAUCAGUCAACUGCUUUCAUCUGAGCUGUGAAAUGCUAGCAGAGAAGCCAUAGGUACAAGCUAACUUCGUAUCAAACGCAGGAGGCUUGCCUUUUUUAAACAAGAAUUCAGUGGAGAAGACUUGCCCUGAAACAAUAGCUCAACUCCACUAAGAAGCCCUGGUUCAGUCCCGUUCAUCUGAUUAGCUGACUACUGUUUUGCUUUGUGGUGUGUUUUGUUUCCACGUGGGUUUCCAACUUGAGGGAAGAUCCAGCAGAGGUGCAGCUUGAAAUCUGGGCUCCAUGACUAGUGUGGGUGGGAAGGACCAAGGAGAGAAGCAAGUGCUUGCCUCCCCGCUCGGGAGCUGCAGCAAUUUUGGUGGCACCGCAAUGCAAGUUCCUCAAACAAGGGCUCCCGAAUUGGCGCAGGCUCCCUGGGGGCUCUUGUUCUGGUGCCCCCUCUGAAUUGGUGCCCUUCUCUCCCACUAACAAGUUAUGUCACUGAAGAUCCAGUCAUUCCCAGAGUUGUAGGGAAACCCUUCUUUGAAGCACCUAGCCAGCUAGUUCAUCAUAAAAGAUAACCCAAAUCCUCUCAUUUCAAACAGAAUGACCAGCCCAGCAAGACUCCAAAACAAUCUGCAUUGGUGUCUUCUGGGCUCAGUCGGCAGACUUUACAGGGAGUCUGCAAAUAUUUAAGCAUAAGUUUUGGAAGUGUUUAUAGUCUGUACACACAACAGACAA